AUGGCAAAUAAGCUUGGCAUAUUUCCAGCCUCUGGAGGUCUUGGAGGCAGUACCCUUAAGCACCUUCUUGAGCUAGUCCCUGCUAAAGAAGUGGUGCUAGUCGCUCGCCGCCCAGGGAAACUCAGCAAAGAAAAAGCCGCUGGAGCUAUCAUCCGUAAGGCCGAUUACGACAACGCCGAGACACUCGACCAUGCGUUUGACGGAAUUUCGUCAUUAAACUUGAUCUCCUAUGCUAGUAUCCAGAACGAGCAUCGAUUUAAGGUACAUAAGUCCGCGAUUGAUGCGGCUCGAAAGAGUGGCGUUAAGCACAUCUUUUACUCGUCUCUUGCGUUUGCCGGUGAUGGAAAUCUCAAUACUAAGGCCCAAGUGAUGCUUGCCCACAUUGCGACUGAGAAGUAUCUGGCCGAGCUACACGCUCAAGACCCACAGUUCACGUAUACUGUCGUUCGCGAAGGGUUGUAUUCAGAGUCCUUCCCACUCUAUACUGCCUUUUUCGAUCUCAAAGCUCCUUCUAACGAGAUCUGUAUCCCCCACGAUGGCUCGGCUCCUGGCCUGGCUUGGGCUAAACAAGACGAGUUGGGGGAAGCAACCGCAAAACUCAUUGCACAACACGCUCAAGAUCCCGCUGCUUUCCCUUAUUUAAACAAGACCAUCCUUCUCUCUGGCCCUCGUGCUUGGUCACUCAAGGAAACAGCGGAUGUAUUCAGUCGUGUGCUAAAUAAGCCAAUCAAGAUCCGACAGGUAUCCGUGGACGAGUACGUCAAGCAGCCACAGGUCCAAAAUGGUCUCACAUAUGGUGGUGGCAACUGGGCGCCUCUCUGGGCGACUGCUUUUGAUGGAAUCCGCGAUGGUGAAUGUGCGGUUGUUACUCCAAAUCUAGCGCGACUGCUUGGCCGCGAACCUGAGCAGUUUGAAACAACCAUCAAGAAUAUGCUUUCGGCUUGA
Penicillium roqueforti is the source of this 945-nucleotide messenger RNA. RefSeq lists its product as uncharacterized. The coding region runs from base 1 to 945 and encodes 314 amino acids. Lineage: Eukaryota; Fungi; Ascomycota; Eurotiomycetes; Eurotiales; Aspergillaceae. The record is from RefSeq and is a predicted model, not a curated record. The transcript has 2 exons.